Messenger RNA from Vespa crabro (European hornet), 6519 nucleotides. RefSeq lists its product as uncharacterized. Lineage: Eukaryota; Metazoa; Arthropoda; Insecta; Hymenoptera; Vespidae. The record is from RefSeq and is a predicted model, not a curated record. Bases 451 to 2529 code for a protein of 692 amino acids. The transcript is spliced from 6 exons. Gene Ontology annotation, cellular component: nucleus.
ACCUUUAGAUAUGUCGUGAACUGUCACAUUGAUGAUCGUGUGUAAAUAUGAAAACUUCGUUAAUAAAAUGGCUGUUGGGAAUUUACGAUUACCGGCAAUCACGGUGAAGUGUAGAUAUACAGUACGAUUAUUCAUUACAUUUUUUGUAAGGUAUAAUGACUUGUCUUAUUUAAUCAAUGCAUAUAAAAAAUAAAAAAAUUAUGAUUCUUGAGAAAGUGUUAAACAAAAAAAAAUACAAAUCGAUCAAAAUACGUUUGGGAACGUUAAAAAUUGUUACACUUACUUUUGUUAUAAAUUAUAAUUUUGAGUUUAUGUUAAUCACAGAAAGAACUCAAGAAACAGCAGUCCAAAUUAUUACUUCAAUAAUUGUUAUAAUUAUUCCUCUGAUAUCAUUUAAAAACAUUUAACAAGGAUUACAAAAAUUUAAAUCUGUGUUAAUUUGUGUUUAAUAUGGCUUAUACUUCACUGCCAAAACUUGUCAACUUAAAUAAAUUACAGACAAAUAAUGUUGAGAAGACUUUGUCGGAAAUAUUACAGUCAGAUCCGGUAAAACGUCUUCUCAAUCAGCCUAAUAUUAUUAUUAAGACUAUUCCACUAAAUACUCAACCAAAAUCAAAUUUUACAUCAAAUAUUACAAACACAAAUAUUGUAAAUAUUUCCACAAGUACUUUUGGAGGUAAAAAUAAUGGUAUCAAUACAGAUUUAAAUAGAAUAAAACAGCCAGAUGUUACUGUAUUUUCUACUAAAUCAAAUAAAGAAGAAAAUACGGAUGAUGAAAAUCUUUUACCUUCAAAAACUGAAGGGAAGUCCGAAAUUGCAUUACUCCCUAUUGAAAGAAAAAAGAAGAAUUGUGGACAUUAUGGACCUUGUGAAAACAUUACUUGCGAUGUCACCGUUGAACAGUGUAUAGACAAUGAUGGAAUAUCUCUUAUGUUAGCUGUUAAUAUAGAAGAAAAUGAAAUAAAUGCACCUGUAUGGAAACAUUGUAAAAACAGUUCCUGUGAUGCAUUGAGCAUCGACCAUGAUCGUUGUCGUAGAGCAAUUAUAAGGCUAAACAGAUUCAAUAAGUCUAAGAUUUGUGACAUUUGUGGUAUCACAUUGAAAACACGAAAAUCUCGAAUACACCAUAAAAACUGCAAAAGACAGAAUGAAUAUAGACAUAAUAAAACAGAUAGUGCGCAACUUUUAAAAGAAAGAAUGCGUGAAAGAGAAUUGCAAAUGCUAGAGGAUGCAAAAACGAAAAAGCAAGAUUACAUGGAUCCAAUAACAGGAUAUAAUCGUGCUAUGGACGUUUUAAGAAAAAAUGAAGAAUUAAUUAUUAUUCCAAAAACACAAUCUUCUCAGCAAUCUGGCAUUACUAUAACUUCCUCGUCUAAUCAAAUUAAUCAGCAAACAAAUACUAUCAGUAACAUCUCUACAAAAUAUAUGCCAAAUAUACCUCUAGUAUUUCCACAACAAAGUGUAGUUCUAAGUAAAAAUGCGGGUUCUAAUGAAAAUAAUAUUACACAAACUAAGUUAACUCAUACACUAAACAGCAAACUUGUAACCACUUCAACUACUACAAUCCCAAGCCAGUUUAUCAAAUUUACUAACUCACCUCAAACCAGUUUACAGUCUAUAUCAUUGAAUGAUUGGUUAUUAUCACAAUCUCAUGUUGUUACAACUUCAUCGUUUCAUUCUAAACCAUUUUUAACACCCAUUCGUGUUGUACCAAUAACUAAUUUAAUAACACAACCAUCAUUAUUACAUAGAACACAAGGCAUUCCAAAAUUUUGUAUUAUGGCAGAUAAUUCAGUACCAGCUUUAACUAUACCAGAUAUAAAACCCGUUAUAUCGCCAAAACCUAUAGAUAAGCCAAAUACCAAUCCUGAUGAAAGUCCUAAACAAGAAUCACAAAAGCGUAAAAAGUCAGGAGUAAAGAAAAACUUACGAAAAAAAAACAGAAAAAAAGAUUUGAAAUGUAAUUAUUGCAACAAACACUUCAGCACAGAUUGGUAUUUUAAAAUUCAUGUUGCUAUGCAUAGUGGUGAAAAACCUUUCACAUGUAGAUUAUGUCAAGAGUCUUUUAGUAAUAGAUAUGAUCUAAAAAAGCAUCUAACAAAUGAUCAUAAAAAUGAAAACAUUAGUUGCAAUGAUUGUGAUUUCACUUGUACUUCAUAUUCGUCACUUGAUAAACAUAUGAAAACACAUUCUGCAAUGGUACAAUCACACCAAUGUUCUGAUUGUAAUAGUAUGUUUACAACUAUCGAUGAUCUUAAUUCUCAUAAACAGGAAUGUGAUGGCCAAAUAGACACAGAUAUUGAAACUGCAGAAACGGAAUCAGAAAGUAAGGAAAUUAAAAAAAUAGAAAAAAAAGAUCAUGACAAUCCGAACAACGUUUCUAGCGAAACUGAAGAAACAUGUAUUAAUGGUACAGAAAAAAAAAUAUUUAACUCCGAUAAAAAAAGUAUGAAACAAGAAAAGCAAAACAAAGUUUCAUUAGGAGAAACUAAUGGUGUUAAAGUAAAUGGCGUUUGUCUUCAUUCAUAAUAUGAAAUUCAUAAUUCAUAAAUGAAAAUUAAAAUAAAUUUGAUGAGAACUAAGCCCUCAAUGUCACAAUGUUUGAAUGUUAAUCAUAACAUUGAUGAAAUAUAUCUCUAUAAAUUUACACAUGCGCAGACAUAAUGAAAAGAUGAAGUUAAAUUUCCAAAUCAUUCCAUAGAAAAACUUUUAUAAAGGCUACGUUAAACUUGAUGCUUUUUCCUGCAAUGAUAGAGAAAUAAAUGAAUAAUGUAAAUGUAUAAAUAUAAUAUUACAUAUUAUUGCUAAAUAGUUACUUAUUUCAAGUAGGAUUCUGCUGCAAAGAGAGUAAAACAUUAAAAAUUAGUAUUUCUUCUAAAUAAAUCACAUAUUUUUUCAGCAUGAGGCACAUUUACUAAUGGAAGAAAUUCUAAUUUUCUUCAUUAUUCUUAUAGUUAAUCAGCUUUGCAGCAGUGGCUCGUGCGAUAUUUUUAUUAUGAAAUUAGAGAAGUGCAACUUUCUAAAUUUUCCUAAAGAGACAUAAUCGUAAACGUAUUUUUUGUAAUUUUAAGUAGCCUUUAAUAUAUUACGGAUUAGUCGAGUAUUAUUUAUGAAAUAAGGACUAUAAUUAGAUAUAGAUCGUAUAAAUUGUGUGAUCUGUGAUAGAUGGCCGCCUUCGCUAACAUUAUUUACCAUAUAUUUCAUUUGUAUAAAUCGUAAUUUAAAGAUAGUAUCUCUUUUAUUAUUUCGAUUUAUAGAUUUAUUAUCACGCAACUGAUGACACAGUCUUAUUUUAAAAUGUUAUAAGAACAAUAUAAGACAACAUUUUAUGAAAAACUUGAGCACAUCUCAUUGACCAAUGUAUAAAUAUUACUGUCAUCAUAUGUCUGAGCAUAAAACGUAAUUAGAUAUACAUAUCACUUAACGCACAGAUAAAUAUAUUAAUCUGAAAGAUGUUCUUUUAGUUUUUUUUCUUCGUUAUUCUCUUUUGUAAUAUUGCAAUUGAUGUUUAACUAGCUCUAGUAAUGUUAAUAUGAUUUAAAAAAAUGUAAAUAUUUCGGUGCUAUUAUAAACUAUGAUUUUAAUUUGAUAUUAAAUUUAAUAUCUUACAAAUAUUAAAUGUUUCAAAUAAGUAAAUAUUGUUAUAUGGAUCUCUAUGUAAUUUACGUUACUUCUUGCCAGUCUCUAUAGAUGUAUUUUGUUGUAUUAUAGGAACAACAUCUGUAUAUCUGCAUACACACACACACACACACACACACACACACACACACAUAUAUAUAUAUAUAUUUAAAUUGUAAAAGAUGGCACAUAUAAUAUUUUUUUAUGUCAAACGUGUAAUAUAUAUACAUGGAUACAGAAGUGUGCUCAUCUUUCAUAUAUGCACUUAUAUAAUCACUUAUUCUUGAAUAAGUCUAUACAUGACAAAAGUAGUGACAUUAUAACAAAUAUAAGCAUAUUAACUUAUGAUAUAUAAAAAAAUCUACAGUGAAAAUCUAUAAUUUAUUAAUGUAUAGAAGUAUAUACAUGCAAUUUCGGCUUAUGUCAUUUCUAUGUGUAAUAUAAUUUUUUAAUAUCUCGAUACAUAUGAACAUAUGAUGUAACGAAAGACUAGAGAAUUUUGUUAGUAAAUAUCUUAAUGAUAUGUUAUUGUCAAACCUAGCAAAGAUUUAUGGAUAAAAUUCUUAUUCUAUUGUAAUUACUAAAAGUGCAUAAAAGUUUAUGCAUUUAGUAUGUUUUAUCAGACUUAAAACACAAACAAAAUAUUUUUAAAUUUAAAGAUCUGAUAAAAUAUUAUGUGCCUUUUAAAUCAUAAAUGUUCCUAACAAAUAUAGUCUGUUUUAAAUGAAUACAAGAAGUACAUAAUAUUUUCCAUAUAAUUAUGACUACAAUAUGCCCACUGUUUUUACUUCUUUGCAAAAGUAUUAUCCUAAUCAUAUUAAAUAAAAUUAUUUGCAUUCUUAAUAUUUUAUUCUAAAUGGAUGAAUCAAUAUAAUUAAGUAUCGCAUACAAAUGAAUUUUAUUUCAUGUAUAGAUUGUCAAAAAAUUUUUCUACAAUAAUAUAUUGUCGAGGCAUCUGUCAAAAUUCCUUUUAAAGAUUUUCUGUAUUAUUUCAUAGAUGAGAAAAAUUUAAAAAAUAUUCUUAUCAUCGAAAACAGACUUUUACUCAUUGUGCAUUCAAAAUAGAUGAUCACAACUUUUACAUUGUCUUAUACAUUACUUGGAUAUAUUAUAAGAGACUGUCAAAAACGUUCUUAUAGCAUGAGGCAAUAUCAAAGAGUACAAGAAUGGAUACAGAGAGUUCUACAGAAAUUAAUUGAAGACUGAAAUGUCUACUAUAAAAGUUAAUCACAUGUGUGUUUGUUGUUUUGAAUUUUUAACAAAAUUACUAAUAAAAAUUGCAUUAUCUUCAGGGUAUGUUAAUAUUUAUAUUAUGGUAAAACAAAUGGAAUAUUCAAAUAAUACAGAUCAGUACUAUAGAUCUUUUAAAUGAAAGUAAAGUAAUCGAUGAGAGAAAUGAAUCUAGCGAAUGUAUAUAAAAAGAAAACUGUUUACUUACUAAAAUACAACAGAAGACUGAUUCCAAUAACACUCAAAGUCGUCUACGGAUCGCGCAUUUGUUUUUGUUUUAUUCACUGUCCUCCAGUGACUGCAAGUCUAACGAAAUUUUUUAUUAAAAUUACUUUACAUUCAAGGUACGUUAAUAGUUAUAUAAUGUUUAAACAAAGAUCAAAUAUUGUAUUUAAAUAUGACAAAACUAAAUACAUACUAUAAAUUAUUUAAUACUUAUGCAACAAAAAUAUUUGAAUGUAACAAGUUUUAUUAUUACUGUUUCAUUAAUGUUUGCAAUGUUAUUUUUUGCAAUAUAAUUGUAGGCAAUGUCAUUCUAUAUUUUAUUUAAAUUUGAAGCUGAUAUUAUAAAAACAGGUACUUUUUAUUUAAUAAUGUUGUAAAUUGAUUUAAAUCGAAGAACAAUACAGUUAAUUUGUCAUUUCAUGUAAUAGAUUGUCAGAAAGUAUCUAUAGAAAGGCAGUCUUCAAGUUUAAAAAAUUGAAAUGCAUAUGAAAUGGUAUUACACUUUACUAUCAAUAUUUCAUAAUAUUACGAAUUAUAGAUCUUGUUCUUGUAUAUAAUAUUUUUAUGUCGUAGAUCUCUGUGAUUUUAUAGAUGAGACAUUGUAAAUAUAAUGUUACCAUUCAGUGCAAAUAGUGCAGAUAGAUCAUGGCAGUUCUUAUAAUUUAUUAUAUUUGAAAAAAUCAACAUUUUGCAAAAUUAAGAUUGUAUCUGUAAUGAAGAUGGUACUUAAUGUGCUAUGCUCAUUACAGUUUCUUUUUUAAAUGUUGUGUAAAUAUUCUAUAUGUUAAAACAAUUGUUUGACAUAGAAGGAAUUUGACAUCUCAUCUUUAAUAGAUUUCUCAUCAUUGCAUCAAAUAGAAGGAGCUGUUGUUAAAUGAUCUAUAUAAUAGAUUUAAUUAUUUUAAUUAAAAUGCUCUACUAAAUUCUUUAUUUCUGUAAUUAAUAAUUGUGAAAUCUUUUGAAUUAGAAGCACUUGUUAAGAGUAUUAUUUAUUUAAUUUUCAAAAGCAAAUUGUUAAUAUUUAGAUAUUGAAAAUAUUCUAUAGAAUCUGUAGAUAGAAAUAAUAUUUUAAAUGUUCAUGGAAAGUUGUUUGUAAUUGAAAAUUUUAUAAUUAUUGUCGAAGUUUCAUUAAUAUUGGUUUAACGAUUAAUAAUAAUUAUUUAUGAAGAUUUCAGGAAGAAGUAUUAUAAAUUAUAGUAUGUAGAACAUUCUAAGGACUCUUUCGAUUGAUAUGAUGUUAUAAAAGUUCAUGAAAUAUUCCUAAUAAUUAAUUAUUUUAUAAAUAAUAUCCGUGACGUAUUAACCUAAACAUCACUGAUUAAAAAUGCAAUUUAUUUAUCAUCCAGGAAUAAAUUAUAAAUAUUUAGAUGUUCAAAAUGUUUUACAGACUUUCAAGGAUAAUAUAAGACCGUAAAAGUUAAUAAAGAAUUAUAAGUAACUGAGAAA